AUGUCAACCUCAACAGCCGAAAAGGCGGACCCAGACCACCCGCAGCCACCAUUCCAACUCAUCAAGCAAGUCGAAAAGAACAUCUGGAUCACCCGCCGCAAUGCCCAGCACGCAGGCUACGCCGACGGCGAAGAAUUCAUCGCGCGCAAAGUAGAUGACUUUGACGCAUACUACGACGCCGGGAAAUACUCCAUGAGCUUCACCACCACGAAACAGCGCCAGAUCAAGGGCCUCAUGGACCUCCUCUACACGCACAACAUGGGCCGCACCGUCUCCCACAUCCUCAACCACGAGAACCUCAUCUCCCUCGCGGGAUACCUCCGCCAACAACCCGUCGACCCGCGCUCCCAACAGCAGGCCACGGAGGAUUACUUGGUCUGGGAUAUCUGCGACGCCGGCACGCUUGAGAUUCUCUUUGCGGACCACCGGCAGGCGGAGCACGAGCCGGGGUGUUUCCUGCCCGAGUCGCUCUGCUGGCACGUUCUUACCUCUGUGAUGCGCACGCUUGUUUGGCUGCAUGAUGGGUAUCGGCAGGAGGUGGACUGGACUACGGGGGAGAAGUCGUGGGCGCAGACGGAUACGGAGUGGAUGCCCAUCUUGCACCGCGGUAUCGAUGCGCAGUCCAUUUUCUUCCAGCACUCGCGGGGGAAGGAGACCUACGGUGUGUGUAAGCUGGGCAAGUUUGGCACGGCGUUCGUAUCGGGGGUUCCGGCGCGGCGGGAGGGGGCGCAGGAGAGGGAGGAGCCGCUUCCGCACAGUGAUGGGUUUCCGGUUGCGCCGAAGACGGGGCAUAUGCGGUUGACGGAGAUGAGGGGGCAGUGGAAGGAGUAUUUGAAUACGGGGAGGAAGAACAGACGCCUCUACACGCUCAGCGACGAACACUGGGCCCUCGGCGCCGUCCUCUUCCGCAUGAUGACCGGCCGGUUCCUGCCCAGCCUCGACGGGUGCCAGACGUGCCAGUGCAUCCAUAUCCGGCGGUGCACGAAGAUGGGCUGCGUCUACGAUACCGAGACGCACAAGGGCAGCCGCGGGUGCUUGCACGAGAAUUUCCCGGGUUGUCGGUGCGUUGUGUCCUCCGGAUCUGGGACGGGGUCAGGCCCACCGGGUUCCGGUCCGGCAUGCGGUGGGGCCGCUGCGGAUGUUCAUGUUGACGAGGUGCUGCAUCGGUUGGGGUACUCGCAGAACCUGAAGCUUGCGGUGCGGAUGUUGUUGGAGUAUGACCUCGAGACGCCGGCGGUGGAGACCAAGGGGUUGGCGGAUGAGAUGGAGAGAUUGUAUAAGGAGUGGAGGUGUGGGACGGAGGAGGGGAGGGAGUAUGUUGAUGUGUUGGAUGAUCUUGGGUACCGGUUCAUGGUGUUGAACAAGGUUGGUGAUGAGAUCAAGGACUAG
Colletotrichum godetiae is the source of this 1389-nucleotide messenger RNA. RefSeq lists its product as uncharacterized. The transcript is spliced from 2 exons. The record is from RefSeq and is a predicted model, not a curated record. Gene Ontology annotation, biological process: protein phosphorylation. The coding region runs from base 1 to 1389 and encodes 462 amino acids. NCBI's taxonomy places the organism in Eukaryota, Fungi, Ascomycota, Sordariomycetes, Glomerellales, Glomerellaceae. Gene Ontology annotation, molecular function: ATP binding; protein kinase activity.